AUGGGGGACAGGGAUGGUGGGACGGGGGACAGGGAUGGGGGAAUUGGGGAAAGGGAUGGGGACGGGGGGACAGGGCCGGGACGGGGGGACAGGAACGGGGGGACAGGAACGGGACGGGGGGACGGGGGUACAGGGACAGGGGGGACGGGGGGACAGGAAAAGAGGAACAGGAACGGGGAUGGGGGACGGGGUACAGGGACGGGGACGGGGGACGGGGUACAGGGACGGGGACGGGGGACAGGAACGGGGGACGGGGGACAGGAACGGGGACGGGGGGUGACAGGGGGCGGACAGGAACGGGACGGGGACAGGAACGGGACGGGGGACAGGGACGGGGAACGGAGACGGGGGGACAGGGACGGGGACUGGGGACAGGGGGAGGACAGGAACGGGGACGGGGGACAGGAAUGGGGACGGGGACAGGGACGGGGGACAGGAACGGGGACGGGGGACAGGGAUGGGGGUCGGAGACGGGGAGCAGGGACGGGGGACGAGGAUGGGGGGCUUUAA
Oncorhynchus nerka (sockeye salmon) is the source of this 510-nucleotide messenger RNA. RefSeq names its product protein qua-1-like. Lineage: Eukaryota; Metazoa; Chordata; Actinopteri; Salmoniformes; Salmonidae. Bases 1 to 510 code for a protein of 169 amino acids. The record is from RefSeq and is a predicted model, not a curated record. The transcript has a single exon.